AUGUCAAGUGGUGGUAAGAAUUAUUGAUAAUUGAAAAGUGAGUAACGAAUAGAUAGGAGAAUUAAUGGAUCUACUAAACUAAGAGCAUGACAGUGAAGAUGAAGGCAUGGAAGAUUAUAAGAUAGGAGGUUGGUUUAAUAUGACUAAAAGAAAGGAUAUCAUCCAGUUCAUGUAGGAGAAGUGCUGCUGAAUCGUUAUGUAAUAAUCCAGAAACUGGGUUGGGGUCAUUUUUCAACUGUUUGGUUAGCAAAGGAUUUUAAAUAUGACACAUAUGUGGCGUUAAAGAUAUAGAAGAGUGCAUCACAUUAUUUAGAGGCAGCAUAUGAUGAAGUAAAGCAUGGUUUGUAAUAUUUUGAUUAGGUAGAGAUUUUGCAGAAAGUAGCAUAGAAUGUAUAAAAUCCUGUAUGGAUAUCCUCAUUAAAAGAAUAUUAUGCAGAGGUAAGAGUUUGAUUGAAUAGUUGAAAAAAGGAGGGUAGAACACACUUCAAUCGAGACGAUACUCACACAGUGUAGUUGUUAAAUUCAUUUGUAUACAAGGGACCUUAUGGACAUCAUUUUUGUAUGGUUUUUGAGAUAUUGGGAGUGAAUUUAUUGGAGAUAAUAAAACGAUACAAUUAUAAAGGGGUAUGAAAAUAGAAUGUAAAAUUAAGUGUCCAAUGGAUGUGGUACGAAAGAUGGGUAAAUAGAUAUUGAUAGGUUUGGAUUACUUACAUAGGAUUUGUGGAGUGAUUCACACAGAUUUAAAGCCAGAGAAUGUGCUUGUAUGUUUAUCAGAUGAGGAGAUAAAGGAUAUAGUAGAGAAUGGUUAAUUGUCAUCAAAUUAGGAAUUUUCAGAUAGAAUUCAUAUAUAUAGAAAGAUGUUAGGGUUAGUAUCAUAAGAAUAGAAGAAGGAAGAGUAGAAGGAAGAAGAUUCAGAAGAAGAGGAGACAUGUAUGAGUAAGACAUAGAGAAGAAAGUUGUAGAGAAAGAAGAAGAAGAAAUAGAAAGAGAAGGAGAUUGUAAAAUAGGAGGAGGAGGAAAUACCAAAAUCAAUUAAGGAUUUAUUUAAAUAAGAUAAAUAAAAGAAGUAAUUAUGUAUAUUAUAAAUAUAGAAUAUCAUUUAAAACUUAGAAACCUUUACCUGAUAAUUUUAGAGUAAAGAUUGCAGAUUUAGGAAAUGCUUGUUGGAUUCAUCAUCAUUUUUCAACAUUAAUUUAAACAAGGUAAUAUAGAUCUCCAGAAGUAUUACUGGGAAUUAAAUAUAAUCCAACAGCAGAUAUUUGGAGUUUUGCAUGCAUGAUUUUUGAAAUGUUAACAGGAGAUUAUUUAUUUGAACCUAGAUAAGGACCUAAUUUUUCAAAGAAUGAAGAUCAUUUAGCAUAGAUCUAAGAAUUAUUAGGUAAAUUUCCUUAUGAGUAUGGAACUAGAGGGGCAAAGGCAAAAGUAUUAAAUUAAUAAUAAACGAAGCGUUACUUUUCACAAAAUGGGGUAAUGAAGAGAAUUCAAUAAUUACAUUAUUGGAAUUUAUAUAAUGUAUUAACUGAGAAAUAUAGAUUCAAAGUAUAGGAAGCAUUGUCAUUUUGUUCAUUUAUGUUACCUAUGUUACAUCAGAUGCCAGAGUAUAGAACCACUGCCUAAGAAACUUUAAAGAGAGAGUUGUGUUGUAAUGUGAGUAGUGAAUAGGUUUUAAAGAGAUAUAUAGAUUAAGUUUUUCAAUUCUAAAAUUUUAGAGAGUUUAUUCCACCUUCAGGAUGGUUUAAACAGAAAACAGAUAGCGGACAUAAGAUGAGUGAAGAAGAAUAUCAUAUCUUUACAGCUUAGAAAAAGAUUAAUUAUGAAUAAGAAGAAUUAGAAUAGGGAUAGAUUUGCGAUGGAAUUCAGCCUACUUUAUUAGUCAAUUAUAGAAGAGUACUUUUUAUUAUUAUAUUUUGAUAGGCAUCAACUAGAUCUUAUGAAGGAUCAAUCUCAUUAAGUCCAGAAGUAGAUAUAAUACCUAAUAAAUAAGGUAAAUAUGUUGAUCAUAGAAUUAUUGAUCGAUCAUUCACUGAUCUAGGAUAUAUUGGGUAUGGUGAAGGAAUUAAUCUAGAAUAAUUAGAUAGCACAGGUAAUUGGUAAUUUAGUUGAGUAUUAAUAUACGUA
Molecule: messenger RNA, 2118 nt
Organism: Paramecium sonneborni
Lineage: Eukaryota; Ciliophora; Oligohymenophorea; Peniculida; Parameciidae
Source: the annotation of a GenBank genome assembly